Molecule: messenger RNA, 3965 nt
Organism: Maylandia zebra (zebra mbuna)
Lineage: Eukaryota; Metazoa; Chordata; Actinopteri; Cichliformes; Cichlidae
Gene: efnb3b
Product: ephrin-B3b
Biological process (GO): ephrin receptor signaling pathway; axon guidance
Cellular component (GO): plasma membrane
Molecular function (GO): ephrin receptor binding
Source: RefSeq, a predicted model, not a curated record
GAGUGCCAGGGAGUCCAAAGGUCCGAGUUAGGAGAGGGGAUAAGGGGGGCCGAGACUCUAAAAGGAGGAGGAAAGAGGAGGUGCUGAAAGGGACUCGAUACCGCCCCCGCCGACAAAGCCUGGAAGAAUUGCGCUCCGUCAGUGCGCCCUGCCUGCCAGUCGGAGGAUGGGGAUUUUUUUUCUCCUUUCCAUUCAUCCAUGCCCCUUUUUUCCCUCCUCCUCCUCCUCUCAAACAAGCCAGUCGGUCUGUCAAUGUGCUGCGAGCGUUAGGACGAGUCAAAGCAGUGGGAUUUUGAGGCAGAGAGACGGAGGAGAUAACGAAUGAAGCGCUUUUCCAUGACCGAGAAGCGACGCGUCCUGCUCUCCAAAUGAUGCGCCGCAUCAGAUAAUUUCCAGCCGGGACUGAUGCUCACAACUCGCAUCUUAUUAUUAUUAAUAUUAUUUUUUCCUUUCUAUCACUUCAAAACUUUCACGUUGGCCUGUGUGUGACAUUAUUAGAGUGGAGAUGCUUUUCUAGCGCUUUGAUUUAUUCCUCUCAGUUUCUUUGAAUUGAUUCUUGGAUUUAUCGUCGAUUUCGGAUCUUUUUUAUGAUUAUUAUUUUUCAGCGUGUCUAUUAAGGAUUUACAACCCGUGUGUGUUUGCUUUUGAUUCCAUAAAGAGGCCACUAAGGAUUGUAACGCGCACUGACUGAACCCGCCGAGCAUCAACACGUCUUUAUGAGGAUGGAGCUGUGGACACGAGUAACAUCUUUUCCGUUUUAAACGUUUCACCCUCACACUUUUGACCUGGUUUUGAUUGCGCCCUUCUGCCACACUGACAGUAUUUCUUUUCCCCGGUUCCUCUCUGAUAUGCUGGAAGCUAGAUAUUCUUGCGAGGAAACAAGGUAAUGGGAGAGAAAUCGCACAGAGUCGGCACAGAGAACAAGGGAACAUUGUUCGGAAAAAAAGACAAUCAGGGCGCACCGAAAGGCUACAGAGUUAGAGGCUGGGUGGCAAUCAUUUUUUCUUUUAAAUAUUUUUGAUUCCGUGGAGUUACCUUUCAGCCGAGGAGCGCAGUUUUUGGAGAAAUAAAAGGGAAGGACAGAUUAACGAGGAAAGUCAUGGGAUUGGCACAGAAUUAGUGCAACUGUGGACGCGCAGAAAUCGUUUUUUGGACACCCAGACGCGCGGAUUGAACAAGUUUCUUUUCCCCCUCGCACAUUUCAGUGCGUGUGCUGUGAUCGCUUACAAUCGGCCACAUUUCGGAUCCAUGAGGUUGUGCAGAGCGGGCUUUGGCUUCACACUUUGACUGUCUUCUACCUAUAGCCUGAUCGGCUGUAGCCGCGCAUCUAUUGUUUUGAGAGAGUCCCCCCUCGUGUGCAACAGCAUCGAAACCGCAGAAAAGAUCUUGCUUUUAAAUGGGGCCGCAUAUGCUGGGUGUCAGGGUUGAGAUGGCGUGUCGAAGAAGUGGGAAUGGAUUGGGGAUCCUGCUGGUAUUCUUACUGGAUUUACUGGGGACGACAGCCAGCAACCUGGAGCCCAUCUACUGGAAUUCCCUGAACGAAAGAUUCAGAGACGACAAGGGCUACGUUCUGUACCCUCAGAUCGGGGACCGGCUGGACCUCAUCUGCCCUCCUCUGGACACCGCCAGGUCCACGCCGGAGUACGAGUUCUACAAGCUCUACCUCGUGUCGACGCGGGAGCAGGCGGACCGCUGCGAAGUGAUGGGACCCCCCAACAUCGUGCUCACUUGCGACGAGCCCACCCGCGAACGCCGCUUCACCAUCAAGUUCCAGGAGUUCUCGCCCAACCUCUGGGGCCACGAGUUCAAGAGCAUGCAAGACUACUACAUCAUCGCUACGUCAGAUGGGACGCGUCAAGGCCUGGACAGCAUGAAGGGUGGAGUGUGUGCCACGCAAGGCAUGAAGGUGGUCCUAAAAGUGGGGCAGAGCCCAUAUGGACUGCCUCCAAAGAAGGAGCCGGCAGCGGGACGCACCACCAGCAAAAACCCAGGCGGCACGGGGAACUCCAGCCAGCCUCGAGGACCCUUCGGGGAAGAAGGCAGAGGUGAGAACGGGCCUCUCCAACCCUCCAACAUCGCUCUCAUCGCCGGCGCCGCGGGAGGCUCUGCCUUUCUCCUGCUGGUCACCGCCGUGAUCUGCGUCGUGUGCUACAGGAGGCGGCACGCCAAGCACUCGGACACCCACCACCCUCCGCUGUCGCUGUCCUCCCUCACCAGCCCCAAACGGGGAGGCGGCGGGGGCAUCACCAGCUCCAACAACAACGGCUCCGAGCCCAGCGACAUCAUCAUCCCUCUGCGGACGUCAGACUCGGCCUACUGCCCGCACUACGAGAAGGUGAGCGGGGACUACGGACACCCUGUCUACAUUGUCCAGGAGAUGCCGCCUCAGAGCCCAGCCAACAUCUACUACAAAGUAUGAGGUGGCCUUUGCUCCGGCCAACUGGACGCACCCGCCUCCCUCCACCCGUUACCGACCAAUCCCUCCUCCCCACAUCCCUGCUCCAAAUGAAGCCACAGCAAAGCUAUCCAUCACAGCUCCAACCCUGAUCCCCUCAAUACUGCCAGUAUUGCCCCUCCAACCCCCCCACACCCCCAACUCACUACCCUGUGAGCCUGCACCCCUGGCCACAGUUGUGUUUCUAGCCGAGUAAGCCUCCCCACCCCAUUCUCACACAACCAAGUGUGUGUAAAGGGCAAUGUCGUAACCGUGCAUAGCCUUUGUUAACAAGGCCCUCGCGAAUAGGCAAUAGGCUCUGACUGCCCCCCCUUCUUGUUAACUCAGAGCUAAAUGAGCCCCCCUACACAUGCUGAAUUGAAGAGUCCUCCCCUAAACGCCAGUGUGCAUGUGCAGCACACACUGUUUUUUUUUUUUAACGGGGUAGGGACCUGCCGUUGGGAAAUGUGAUGUUUUGAAGAAGGAAAAAGGAGAACGCAAAGGACAAGAACAGCAAGAAAAACUACUCCCCUGACCCCCACUUAGCACCGCAGAACUCCAUCAGCCAAUCAGAGUCCGGCCCCUACCACUAACUCAAUAAUAGGAUGCUAGUUUGUAUGUGUUUGUUUCUCCUGAGAAAACGCAGGGGGAAGAGGGGGGCCUCGGACUCGCCCGAUCAGCACCGUCCGAGCGGCGGUCACAUGACCGAGCCAGGGCCUCUACGCAAGGUCUGACCAAUCGGUGACUCUCAGAAUCUUGUAUAUUUUAAUAAUGCGUGUGACUGUGAGAGCGAGCUACGAACUCGGUCAAUAAUCAUGGCGGUGCUGCUGCUCCACAUUAGACGUGUGCGUGCAGUUAGUGUGCUUCAAGUACGGCAAGUUUGCAUAUGCGCGCGUGGGGUUUAGUCUGUGUGCGUGUGUGUGCGUGCGCACGCUUUGUGCGAGGGUGACUGUGCGAAUGCGUGCGUUCUUUAGACUUGUCUUAAAUACCAAAACACAAAAUAGUGAGCGAAUAUCAAAAAAGUGAGAUUUUUUAUCGCUAUUGACACUUAUAGAUUAUAUAUAUGAAUAUCCAGUAAAUAAUUUCUAGAUGUUUUUUUCCGUUUUCUAUUGUUUUGUUUUACCCACUCUGUUUAAACUACACUUCUGUUGCUAGACAUCUUUUUUUGUUUUUAUCUAUUUUUCUUUUUCACAACUUAGAAUGACCUUGUUUACCCUCCACCCACCCCCACCUCCCCUUUGUUUAUUAAUUUAAUCCCUUUUUUGUUUUUUGUUUAAUUUUUCCGGUGAACAGAGGUCGUUUCUCUCUUCCCUCUCUCAUUCACUCCCUCCCUCCUUCCUCCACCUCUCCCCCCUUCCCUCUAGGGUCUCUGAACUCUGUGUAUAUUUUUAUAGCUCCUUGUACUAUGCCGUAGUUUUGAAGUUUAGACCUCGUUUGUGGAAGUGUUGAGGUAGAACCAUCUAUGAAAGUUUUUUCUUUUCCUUUCAAAUGUUUUUUAUUUUUUUCGGAAGCGAAAAGAAGUUAGGGAUGG